AUGUCAUCCAAUGGGAAGCGAGUGUGGAUGUGCGAUUGCGCCCACGUAUGUGUGUGUGCACAUUUGUUAGGAUUACAUAAUAACGCAGAAUGGUCAAGAAAUUUUUAUGAGCUUACUUAUUCAAUUUCAAUUCGGACUUGCAAUUUAAUGUCUAAAACAGAAUGUCUGUCGGACUCGGUCGGACUCGGUUUGAGUCGAGAGCAGCUGUGGGUGAAUGAUCUUAAGAACAUCGUCAUCUUGGCUGACAUCUUGGCUGCCAUCUUGCUAAUCCCAAAUAAAAUGGCCGCUUUUAAGUUUUCUCGAGAUCGCAUCGAUCGAUUUUCCAUUCCGGCCUUUGAUGAACAUUCCAUAAAUAUGUUUUGUGAGAUUGUGUGUUGGUGUUUGCACAUACAGUGGCCACAAAAUCGCGACGACUACUUAAUCGUGCCAAUAAAUAACGUAUGA
Helobdella robusta is the source of this 444-nucleotide messenger RNA. RefSeq lists its product as hypothetical. Lineage: Eukaryota; Metazoa; Annelida; Clitellata; Rhynchobdellida; Glossiphoniidae. The coding region runs from base 1 to 444 and encodes 147 amino acids. The record is from RefSeq and is a predicted model, not a curated record. The transcript is spliced from 4 exons.